This is a messenger RNA of Thamnophis elegans (Western terrestrial garter snake), 1847 nucleotides long. Its product is annotated as phospholipid phosphatase 2-like. The transcript is spliced from 5 exons. Lineage: Eukaryota; Metazoa; Chordata; Lepidosauria; Squamata; Natricidae. The record is from RefSeq and is a predicted model, not a curated record. Gene Ontology annotation, biological process: signal transduction; phospholipid metabolic process; phospholipid dephosphorylation. Gene Ontology annotation, molecular function: phosphatidate phosphatase activity. The coding region runs from base 137 to 823 and encodes 228 amino acids.
UUUCUCUCUCUCCCUUGCAGCCUCACUUCCAUUCGCCAUCCUGACCUUGGUGAAUUCCCCUUACAAAAGGAGCUUCUACUGUGAGGACACUUCCAUCCGUUAUCCGUAUAAGCCGGACACCAUUACGCAUGGGGUGAUGGCUGGCGUGACCAUUCCCUGCACCGUUUUUAUAAUUUCGAUCGGCGAGGCUUACCUGGUCUACACGGAGCGCUUGUACUCCCGUUCCCAGUUCAACAAUUACCUGGCCGCCCUCUACAAAGUGAUUGGGACCUUCCUGUUCGGCAGCGCUGUCAGCCAAUCGCUGACCGACUUGGCCAAGUACACGAUCGGCCGUCUGCGGCCCAAUUUCCUGGCGGUCUGCCAGCCAGACUGGACCAAAGUGAAUUGCUCGCUUUACCUCCAGGUGGAAGACGUAUGCCAGGGCAACCCCAGAAACAUCACGGAAUCCAGAUUGUCAUUCUAUUCUGGACAUUCUUCCUUUGCGAUGUACUGCAUGUUGUUUUUAGCGCUCUACAUUCAGGCCCGGCUGGUUGGCAGAUGGGCUCGGCUGCUGCGCCCGACUAUCCAGUUCUUCCUCCUCUGCUUCGCCAUCUACGUGGGCUACAGCCGAGUGUCGGACUACAAGCACCAUUGGAGUGAUGUGCUGGUUGGCCUUUUGCAGGGAGGACUCAUCGCUAUUCUUACGGUCCGCUACAUCUCCGACUUCUUCAAGGAGAGGCCCCAGUCACCGUGUGCCGAACAGGACCUCGGGCGUAAACCCAGCAUCCCCCUGCCACUAAGCGAGUCGGAGUGUAACCACUGCAACUAUCGGGUCCCUGUGUGAACGGGGCGAUUUUGAAUUGUUUUCAUUUCAGCAGCGAACACGUAAUCCGCAUCCCUCCUCCUCCGAUGCAUUUCUACUUUCCUUUUGAACUUGUCCAACGAAGAAGGGAAAACUGGGAGAUUUUUCCCCCCUCUUUCGUUCUUCUUUUUCGUUCGUUUUUUUAAACGCUUUUGUUUAUUUUUUUUAUCACACCCGAUGCUACUGCACAGCACAAACGCAACACAAGUUUGACACUUGGAAAAAGCCUGCCUCACCGCCACAUAAGCCGGGGCAGAAUCUGAAAAUGUUCAAAUCUUUUUGUCUCUUGUUGAAAGACUUCUGGACAAAUUCUUUUCCGCGUGGGGGGUAAAAAUCACACACCGGUGUGUAUAUUCCGCUCGAUGGCCGGCAUUUUAUCUGGACUUCGCUCUUGGCUUUGCAAAAGUUUGCAACUGUUUGCUUUGAAAAAGUUAGUGGGUGUCUCAUAAUCCCUCUCCCCAAAACUUUGGAAGGAUUCCCGAGGAAAGGCACCAAAAUUGGUGGUUUUUUAAACACCUUUUGAGUGUUUUUCUGACAUUUUCCUUUAAUUUAGUAGUUUUUAUAGGGGCCCAAUGGGCGAUCGAAAAGGGAUUUGUGUUUGAAUGCAGACAAACUGAAAUGACUUGUGGUUUGAAAUAUUUGCUCUGGGGUGUCCAAUCUUGGCAACAUUGAAGACCCGUGGACUUCAACUCCCAGAAUUCCCCAGCCAGCCAUGGAAUUUCCCCCCCCCCAGCCAGGAAUUCUGGGAGUUGGUCCACGGGUCUUCAAAGUUGCCAAGUUGAAUAUCCUAGAUUUUCUCCAUAAAAAGCAAAUUGUCACCCAGAUAAUAUCUUAAAAUUUAGUCUGGGUUGAGCGACCAUAAGAAGUACCAAUACUGGAUAUCAGCGACGUUUAUUAAACUGCUAAAAUGAGGCGAGGGAGUCCUAUCUCUCCGAUAUCAAAUUUUUGUACAGGUGGGUUUGUAUUUCCCGAUGGAUAAAAUCGAGCAAGAUUGAAUAAAAUUUAA